AUGCAAGUUGUGGUUGUGCUUGUCCUCGGCCUCCUCUUGGGCACUGGACUGGCUUUGCUCCUGCAGAAACGCCUGACACGCCUCGCAUCUCUUUUGCCCACCCUUCCUGCCCGAGACCCCGAGAUCUGGCCGCCCCGCGUGGCUGCAUCGUAUGUUCCACGUGCGGUUGCGCAGGCAGACGAUGUGCAUGCGCCCAGCACCGAGGUCCACGCCUGCCGCGACUGUGGCCAACCCAGCUGUACGCGCGCCCGCACCAGGCCCCAGCGCUCCCAGACGCAUCCAUGGGAGGGCUUGGAAAUUGCAGAGGGCCUUGAUCAAACGCUCCACGAGUUUCUCGAUGAAGUUGUUCGCUCCUUCAUCUACUCUUGGUUUGAGUUCCUCACCGACAACACCGAUUUUGUUGACGAGGUCAAGAUUGAGCUUCGAUUCCUUCUCGCCACCAUUGUCCAACGCGCGCUGCACGUAGACCUGGACGGCCUCAUCCAGCGCACCGUGGCACCGCACCUAUGUGCGCACAUCAAGACCUGCUUGGACGCCGCUGCAGUCAUUCGUGAAGCGGAGCCAGAGCUGCGCGCCGUCAGCAUUGUUGACAACGAGCGCCUUGCCGGCCUCGUGGAGGCGGCCCUCCUCGAAGACCCCGCCACCGCCCAUCCCGGUCUGGGUUAUGCUGACCCGGCCGAGUACAACCAGUACAUGCGCCGCAUGGUCGAGGCGCUGCUACCGCGCCUUCUCCGGCCCAACAUUCAUGGAAGCACCCUCAUGCGCCUCCUCUUCCGCGAGCUCCUUGUCACCUACGUUUUCAAACCCACCGUCGAUGCUCUGACUUACCCCGACCUCUACAACUCCAUCUUUGACCUUCAGCUCCACCAGCCUGCCCCGGCAUACGCUUACCCCACCAGCAGCGGCACCGUUGAGUUUCUUCGCCGCUUUGUCGAGCAGGAUACGGCCGGCGAUAAAACGCACACGCACAAUCCCGAUUCUGGGCUACGCAUGCGCCUCCCCGAAAUCAUGCUCGCCCCCGAGCUGCAUUCCCUUUUCAUCCGCUACUGUAGCGCUCUGGGCGUCGAACACCUCCUCACAUUUGUUUCCGCAGCGGAAACCUUCACCACUCAGGCCAAUGAGCGACGCGACGAUGCCGACUACCGGCCCCUGGCUUGGUCCAACGCCGCCACCACCUUUGAGGCGUAUGAAAUGGCUGCAGCUGGAGAGCCUGACCUGCGCUUGGAAGCGUCUCGCGAGGCGGCUGUUCGAGCCCAAGUCAAGGCACAGAGCGGCGAGCCCCCCGAGCAGCUAUUUCUCCAGCUUUACAGCAUCGCCUAUCGUCUCCUCGAGAAGCGGUACCUGCCUGGCUUUCUUCAGAGCAAACUCUUUCUGACCCAUCGCCUGGGGCCAAAGACCUCGCACGCUGCUCCACGCCGCGAAAAGCAAAAGCCUGAAACGCACAUUGCCGGACUGCAGUUACCCCCAACGCCAUCCGAGAUGGAAGAUCCCCACUUUGAUGUACUGGCCGGCCCCACCAAGGCAGACAAGAAAAAAAGAGGCAAACGCGCAAAGUCGAUGCUUAUACUCUCAGACAAAGCCACGCCGACCACCACCACAGCCGCAGCCUCCAGUACCGCUUUGCCUCAUGAGCCCUCAUCGCGCCACGCUGCCUCCUUGAGUGAAAGUAUCAAGAGAGCGCGGCCGCCCGUGGAUGGCGCUCGUGCCCGCGCCAUGACUCUUGAUAGCAAUGCUCGGCUCGACAUGCUCGGCGUUGAUACGGGUCCCAAUUCCCCGGAUGAGCCAUCGCCAUCUGCGAUUUCGCGCUCCUCCGUGUUUGAGGUGGAAAGUGCACCCAUGCGCGAGCGGAGCGCAACACUCCAGCCAGUCUCCACCACUGCAGCUUCAACACCGCGUCAAGGCUCGACUGGCUCAGUGGGUUUGGAGGAUUUCACACCUCCCUCGAGUGCUGCUUCCGCUCCCGAAGAAAAUGCAACGAUUGCUGCUGAGGGCUUGGAUGAAUCAGAUCAAACACCCGAGGAUGAACGGCAGCUGCGCGCUCUCAAGCACAUGGUUGUCAAGAUCAAGAAUCCGCGCGUGGUAGGCACGGGCAGCAAACAACAUGUGGUGUACCCCAUCCUCGUCGUGAUGAAAGGCGCAGAUGGCCAUGACGCCACCUUGUUCAAACAGGGUGAAGCCAACAAUUGGACGGUGGAGCACAGGUACUCUGACUUUUUCACGCUGGAUCGAGUGGUCAAGAAAUUCUAUCCCGACGAUGACCUGAAGCUUCCCGCUAAAAAGAACUUUAACCGCCUUGACGAAAGGCACAUUGAGGCGCGCCGGGAACAGCUGCACGUGUACUUGCAAUACCUUUUGCAGCACAAGCUAAUUCAUCAACAUGUGGACUGCCGCCGAGCAAUCUAUGCCUUUUUAAGGCCCGACGUGGACAAUUUCAAGUCGGUCAGCAACAUCAUUCUCACACGCCGGGAGCACAAGGGCCACAUGUUCUACAAGGCCAAGAAGGAGGCCAAAUCAAAAAUUGCCAAGCUGCUGCAGCUUUUCGAAGUCUCGCGACGGGCCUUUGAUGAAGAUCGCGAAGAAAUGUUGCGGGAGCAACAACAACGGCUCGAAGGAGACACAUUACAAGCAUCCAUGCCCGAUCCAGCCCUGCUCCGGCGACCCAUUCGCCGCGAGAAUGGGCCAAGUCUGACGCCUGCGAUGCAUGAACGUCUGGCGGGCGUUCGUGCCUCGUAUCAGCAGCUCAUGCUCGACAAAGACCCCUUGCCAGUGGGACGGCGGGUGACACAGUUGCUGGAAACAGUGUUGGAAAACGGUCUACCUGAGUGGGCCAGUCCGCUGGUGUUGUUGGGUUUACGUCGUCCGUUGGCCGCAACCGUGGACGACUUUAUUGACCGCUUUCUCGCGUUUCAGUUGGAUUGUAACUUGUCAGAAGCCACGCUUCAGGACGAUAUUCGCCUCUUGAUGCAGUCGGUGUUUCAUCCAGAAGAGGUCGUCCGCUCACCCGAAGCGCAAGCUGCUUCGCGAACUGCUGUGCGCGAUACCUUGGAGCAAAUGCUGCAGCCUCUCGUCAAGGCACAUGUGAUCAAGCCCCAGCUGGUUCUUCGUGUCUUGGACAUUUAUGGAUUGUUCCAAUCGGAAGCGUUGAAUCGACAGCUUCUUCUGGUCAUCUUUGAUGAGCUGAUUCUUCAGCUAUUUCCCGAGGUAGCCCAUGAUUUGUCUGUCCAGCAGACGCCUGCUGCACCCUCAAAAGCGUAA
Molecule: messenger RNA, 3255 nt
Organism: Monosiga brevicollis MX1
Lineage: Eukaryota; Choanoflagellata; Craspedida; Salpingoecidae
Exons: 10
Coding region: 1-3255 (1084 amino acids)
Cellular component (GO): intracellular membrane-bounded organelle
Molecular function (GO): phosphatidylinositol binding
Source: RefSeq, a predicted model, not a curated record